UAAAGUCUCCAGAUGGGGAGCCAAGCAAGGGAAAGCAGCAGCUCCCACAGGGCCAGAUGCAGACUCAGAGGGCAGGUGGAAAGACGCUCUGGCAGGAAGACCGCCCACCAUCAACUAACCCCACCAGCAUGGAGCAAGGCUGGAGAUGUAUCGCUGCCUUUUUGGUCCUGGCACUUUGGGCCUUUGGCUCAUCUCAGGAGGACGCCGGCAACUGGGGGCCUUACUUUAGCAACAAAGUUGCAUUUCUACAGAAAGAGAACCUUUCAUAUCCCAAGUGUUUCACAGAGAAAAUGGAAGAGCUGGCCUGCUUCUGGGAGACAUCCAGACUGACUGAAGAACAAAACUAUCAGAGCACAUACAGCUUUGGCUACAAGUAUGGAGAAGACCAAUACCUAACACUGUGCAAUUUGACUGUGGAAUAUACACCUUGGAACACAACACGUUAUACUUGCUUCUUUCCGCGGGGAGAUGUUUCGGCCUUCGCCCCUAUGGAAGUCAAAGUCUUUGAUGGGAUGAACCAUACCAUAUAUAGCAGAAGAAACCUCUAUGUGGAAAGGCUGAUUUUGUUAGAUCCGCCCUCCAACCUGACAGUGCAGCUGUUGGAGUCGUCGCAAUUGUUGAAUGUGAGCUGGUUGCCACCUCCCGUUACAAAUAUGGACAGCAAUCUGCACUAUGAGGUUUCCAUCUCCCCUGAGGGCUACGAGACCCAGCGGGUUGAGACAACCAUUGGACAGACCUAUCACCUUGUCAACUUGAAAAGUGGCAUUCGCUACACUCUGGCUGUGAGGGCCAAGGCUCGAGGAUCCUACAAUGGCUACUGGAGUGUCUGGUCACAAUCUGUGUCAGUAGUUAUACCCAGCGAUCUGGAUCCCUUCAUCCUGACGUUGUCGCUAAUUCUGGUGUUGAUCGUUCUGUUCUUGAUUUUCAUCACUCUUAUGUCCAAACACAGGUUUUUGAAGCAAAAGAUGUGGCCUGUAAUCCCUUCCCCAGAGCAUGAAUUCAAAGACCUUUUCACUAUUUACAAAGGCAACUUCCAGCUAUGGAUGGGGCAGCAGAGUGCCUAUCUUUGGUGGAGCCAAAAUUCUCCAUAUUUGGAGGAGCAGCCAUUCCUGGUGGAAGUCCUGUCUGACCGUGAUGGCCGGAAAGUGGAUGGCCCUCAUCUCCCUCCUCCACUUCCCCCCAAAAAGCGCAACAAGGUAGAGCGCCCCCAAAUGCCAGAAGUCUCCCAGGAUGAUUACCUAGUCCUGGAUGAAGACCUGCUACCCUGCUGCCUUGGUGUGGAUGGCACCCUGCUCUUGCCGGACAGAGAUGGCAGUGAGAGCCCAGAUCCAGCUCUCGGUGAGAGAACGAGGUCUUGGGAGCCCAGCCAAACAUCCUCCAGCUUUGAGUACACUGUAUUCGAUCCCAGCUCAGAAAGCCUGUGUCCUCAGGGCCAUCCCCAGACAGAUGUCCAACUCAAGAGCAGCUACCAGAUGGUUUCCGACUCUGGGAUUUCAGCUGACUACAGCCUUGCAGAGUCCAGUGCAGGCCAAACAAGCUUAUACACCAACCUCUGUGAUGGAGGCCCACAAUUAUUCCAGCCUGCCUACAUUGUGUGUUCCUAGCAGUGAUGAUGGUGAGCACAGAACCAAGCUACUCGGUCAAGGAGGAAAGAGGCAGUGAGAGAACUGGCCCAUAAGUCUGGCACCCUUUUCCCUCCGUUCACUAGUGUAACAAAUCUCUGGCAAAGCUAGUGGGAACAGCUAGGGGCUGCCUUAGAAGCCCCCGAUAGCUCUGUUGAGAAGAAGAGAGGUUUGCAAACUAGAUGGCGAAGUGAGGGUGAAUGAGCAGUAAAUGCACAGAAGGGCUCGUUUUGGAGGGUACUACUAAUGAUAUGUUUGGUCCAUAAUGAAACUGUGGACCAUCUAACAGUAUGUUAACAUGAAACGCACUGCAACAUCUUUAAUUUGUGCAGACAGUCAAGCGUGUUCUGUAAAGAUGACUGUAUCCCAUAGGUGUCUGUGGGUAUGGUCCAAGAGAUUUUCCAAGACAGAAGGAUUGAGCCAAUCUUAGAAAUUUCUCUGCUGACCGAUGGAUUCUGAGAGUUGUAGUCUCUGAAUGCCAUUUUCUCCAGGUUUAAAGCCUAGAGCCUGCUUGGAAACUUUCACACCAACCAGCUAGUUAACCAACCAACCCUCUACCAUUGGAGGGAACCCCCUUGAGACUAUACGAGUGAGCAGAAAGAUCUUGGCUUUCCUUUAUCUUCAUUUUUGAACUGUACACUUAAUUAAAAUAUAUUUUCAUGCUGUAUUCUAAAACCAAUCCACAAAUGUUGCUUAAGUGUUUGGGCUUGAGAUGGAAGAUCUGAGGAAACAUCUCCAACUCUUGGAAAAACAGAGUGGGGUUCAGGAAGUUGAGAACAUGGAAGCAUUCCUAGAGUCUCAGAAGUUCUGUUUUGUUACCAUUGAAGAUGUGGUUUAGGCAAGCAUACAACUCCCCUGUUGUGACAGCUCUACGGGCUGCCAAUACGUUUCCGAGCACAAUUCAAAGUGCUGAUUUUGACCUACAAAACCCUAUAUGGUUCCAGUCCAGGUUAUCUGAAAGAGUUAUCUGCAUCUCUUUCUACUAUGAACCUGGGAGACAUCUACAAUCUACUGGGGAGGGCCUUCUCUCAAUCCCACCACCCAUUCAAGCACGCUUGGAGGUAACAUGGGAGAGGGCCUUUUUGGUGGCUGCUUCCAGGCUGUGGAACUCCUUUCCAAGAGAAAGCAGAAUGGCUUUUGUUUUUAACUUUUGUAUUGCUCUUUUUAAACUGUUUAGUGUGGAUAGAUGUUAGCCGCCUUGUGUCCCCAUGGGGAGAAAGGCGGGAUAUAAAUAAAGACUAUGAUGAUGAUAAUAAUCUCAUCUGUAGAAUGAGGACAGAAUGAGAAAAAAUACUGAUUCGCAUAGUAAAGGGCUGUCUGUUUGAAUCAGCACAGUAGCUCUGGAAAAAAAAAACCUCCAGACAUUAAGAGAAUUGUAUUAGUACUUUGCCUGCUGUUCACUGCCAUACACUGGACUAUUAGUAAAAGCUGUGAAGAUUACUGUUAUUUGUCCAUCUUGGAGUGACUUGUGAUGUUCACAGUCUUCUGAUAACACUGGACGAAACUUUGAACUUUUCCUUCUGCUUUUGAACUGUCUUUCAGACCCAACACGAAACAAAUGGAAUGAAACUGCACUUGUUUGAGCAAUAGGAUUACAAUUUAAUUUUUCACAAGUAGGUCUAUAUACAAUUGUUGUUUUUAAAAUUAUGAGUCAGGAUUCAGACAGGAAUUGUAAAUAUUUUUAUAAACAUUUUAUUACGUUUUUAAAAAAAUAAAUACAAAUUUUGUUGACAAA
This is a messenger RNA of Anolis carolinensis (green anole), 3357 nucleotides long. It is a transcript of the gene epor, whose product is annotated as erythropoietin receptor. Gene Ontology annotation, biological process: cytokine-mediated signaling pathway. Bases 57 to 1604 code for a protein of 515 amino acids. Gene Ontology annotation, molecular function: protein binding; cytokine receptor activity. The record is from RefSeq and is a predicted model, not a curated record. The transcript has 8 exons. Gene Ontology annotation, cellular component: external side of plasma membrane; membrane. NCBI's taxonomy places the organism in Eukaryota, Metazoa, Chordata, Lepidosauria, Squamata, Anolidae.